Fraxinus pennsylvanica is the source of this 348-nucleotide messenger RNA. NCBI's taxonomy places the organism in Eukaryota, Viridiplantae, Streptophyta, Magnoliopsida, Lamiales, Oleaceae. The record is from the annotation of a GenBank genome assembly.
AUGCCCACUUUGAAUUUGUUUACCAACAUCCCAGUUGAUCCAGUGGUUGCCUCUGAUGUUCUUAAAGAUGCCACCAAAGCUGUUGCCAAGAUUAUUGGCAAACCUGAAUCUUAUGUGAUGAUAUUGUUAAAUGGAGGGGUUCCAAUUGCAUUUGCCGGGACUGAAGAGCCAUCUGCAUAUGGGGAAUUGAUCUCCAUUGGGGGGCUUGGACCUAGUGUCAACGGCAAGCUCAGCUCAACCAUCGCAGAGAUUCUUGAAACCAAACUCUCUAUUGACAGCUCUCGGUUUUAUAUAAAAUUUUAUGAUGUUCAGCGCUCAUUCUUUGGGUUCAACGGCUCAACAUUUUGA